UGUGUGGCACUUAUUUUGAAGAGACAAGUGGCUGGAACAGUUGCAUUGAGUUCGACUUUGAUAGUUUCAUAAGUUAUAGUUUAAGGACCACGAUAGACUUGAGAGAUAGAUUACAGAGUAAGAUUUGGAAACACAACACAAGAUAUGGGGUAUUGGAAGUCUAAGGUUCUUCCUAAGAUCAAGAAGGUUUUUGAGAAGAAUAGUACCAAGAAAUCUGCUGCUGCUGCUGAGAUCUCCAAGUCCUUUGAUGAGUCAAAGGAGGAAUACAACAAAGCGUUUGAAGAAAAGAAGACUGAACUUCAAACAAAAGUACUUGAAAUAUAUGAGGCUUCAUCAACUGAAGUCAAGGGUUUGGUUAAAGAACCUAAUGAAGCAGGGCUAAAGAAGAACUCCACAGCAGUUCACAAGUUCUUAGAGGAGCUCGUUAAAAUUGAUUUCCCAGGAUCAAAGGCAGCAUCUGAAGCAUCUUCUAAGUUUGGACCAGCCUUGGUUUCAGGCCCAGUUUUCUUUGUUUUUGAGAAGUUAUCAACUUUAAUUGUUGUAGAAGAGAAAGAGGAAGUGAAAGUUGAAGCCCCUCCUACAGCAACUAAAACAGAAGAAGAAGAUGAAACAAGUACUGUCAAAGAGAGGGAGAUAGUGGUUGAAGAAGAGAAAAAGGAUGAGGAAAAACCACAAGUAGUAGAAACCACUGAGAAAAUUGAAUCAGAGGCACCUGCAGAAGCUAAGGUGGAAGAACAACCAGCUGAGCUUGAACCAGCUGCUAAAGAGGAAGAGAAACAUGCUGAAACAGUUGCAGUUGAGCAAGCAGAACCUUCAAAGCCUUGAUAAUUUCAUUCCCCAAUAGCAGAUGCAAAUAUAUGUGCAUUAGUUUGCAUAUAAUCAAAAUUGUUAUAUACCAAUGUUCUCUUAUUCUUUUGUAUCUCUGUAAUUGAUGUGGGGUGCAUAGUUUGCUGUUGGAGAUUUGAUAAUUAAUGUGUAUGUGAAUGUUUGUUGUGAAACAUUUUGUAAUAUUCAUUUUCAUUUUUCAGACAAAAAAAUUGGGGUGGAUCUUUUGGUUCAUCAAAUCCUUCAUGUCUGUUGUUUCAUUUAAAUUAAAGUGAUUAGUU
Molecule: messenger RNA, 1106 nt
Organism: Gastrolobium bilobum
Lineage: Eukaryota; Viridiplantae; Streptophyta; Magnoliopsida; Fabales; Fabaceae
Product: plasma membrane-associated cation-binding protein 1
Exons: 4
Coding region: 145-825 (226 amino acids)
Cellular component (GO): plasma membrane
Source: RefSeq, a predicted model, not a curated record